Microplitis demolitor is the source of this 1576-nucleotide messenger RNA. RefSeq names its product acidic fibroblast growth factor intracellular-binding protein (gene Fibp). Bases 411 to 1487 code for a protein of 358 amino acids. The transcript has 6 exons. NCBI's taxonomy places the organism in Eukaryota, Metazoa, Arthropoda, Insecta, Hymenoptera, Braconidae. The record is from RefSeq and is a predicted model, not a curated record. Gene Ontology annotation, cellular component: nucleus.
UUUCUUUGGAAAGAGAGUUCACACAAAAGACAAAACACUAUUCCGAAUACUAGAAUGUCGUUUUCUCGGUACUUGCUAACCUCACAAUAACAAUAACGAGUAUAUAUAUGUUUAUUUAUAUUUUGUGUAGUUCUAUUAUUAAAAAGUGUAUUACCAUCGUAAUUAUAUGUAAAGUCUACUUCAGCUAAUUAAUUUAGUUCAUAAAACAAAUUCGGCCAUCAAAAAAUUUGUGUGGUUAAGACUUUCUAUUAACCAAAAUAAAUAAUUAAUAAGAAUUUUCGUACUUAACACAAAUAGCGAAUAUAAUUUUUUUUUUUAUGUGAUUCAUAUCAUAGUUUAUUAUCGUCUAUAAUAAUGAAAUUUACUAAAUAAGCUAAAGAUUUAAUUGUCGCUAAGUGAAAAAAAUUAAAAUGUUAUCUGAAGUUGACGUCUUCAUUAGCAACUAUACACUCGUGGAUCCUGAAGUUUAUCAACUUUGGGUUGAUGGCUACUCAUCCACUGAUGCUGUCAAUCUUCUAAACCAACGGGGCAUAUGUCAACAAAUAAACGCUUCGAUGGAUCUUAUCGCAUCUGAUAUAUUAGAUCAUUACCGAACUUAUUCACUACUUGAAAGAUUGAUCCAUACGCCAACAAAAUUAGCCAGUGAACAACUGGCAUUCCAAAUCGAACCACAAACUAGUCAAAUGUUGAUAGAAAUGUAUUAUGAAUUUGAUGACUCUGUGGUACGUGAAAUAUUGGGUAAAAAACUAACUUCUAAAAGUAGAAAAGAUUUAGAUGAAGUUGCUGAAAAAACAGGAAUUACGUUAAAAAGUUGUCGAAGGCAAUAUGACAAUGUGAAAAGAAUUUUCAAAGUUGUGGAAGAUUUGCCUGGUUCUCUAGUCACUAAUAUAAAACAACAUUUUUUGCUUCCUGAUGAUUUGGCUAAACGAUAUGCAGCCGUAGUAUUUAUAGCCUGUUUAAGAUUUGAAAUGAGCAAACGGAAACUACAAUUCUUAACAUUCUCUGAUUUUUAUCAUUGUGCAAAUGUCAUGAUGUCGUCGUGGACUUACCGUUACACAGGUUCAGAAUAUUUUGAUACAGAUUUAGACAGAGAGUUUCUCGUUGAACUGUCAGAAUGCCGAAUUUUGUUGGAAAAUGAUAAACACCACAAAUAUUUGGUAUGUAUGAAAUUGAAGCCAACACUUUUGGAACGGAUGUUUCAAGAACUGGACUUGAAUUUUCGUUCUUACUCCCGAGCGCUAUUGGGAAUCGGCUGUAAUUUACAUCGUUCAAGAGAACUAAGAUUUUUUUUUCUCGAAUUAGUUGAGCGAUGCAUUGAACCAUGGCGACAAGUUAAUUGGUCGCAUACAGACUUGAAGAAUUUUUUGAAUGCCUACACCCAAUGUGCACUUGAUAUGGAUGUUUUGAGGGAAGGAACUUUAAGGGAUGCAUUUGAGCGAUACAUGAAAGUUGUUACGAGUUGUUUAUUACGAAUGUAUCACACAUGACGACUAAUAUACGUCUGUAAUAUAGACGUAAUUACUGUACAUCAAGAGGAUGAAGAAAAAGAAGAUGAAGAAAGUCGAUAAAUAGUUUA